AGUUCGUUUUGUGCUGCAUUUGUGUUUCCUUUUUUCAUGUGUGAGGAUGUAGCUCCGUCCUUCACUCGCCCAGCAGCACCAGAGUUUUAUUCCCACGGUGCCCUGUCCACAGUCAUCGCAGGGGAGAAGAUGAUCUGCAGGAUCCUGCUGCUCAUCAUCCUCACCUCAUGUGUCUCUGGAUCAUUUGUAGUCAAUGUGACACAGACCUCCUAUCAGGCAGAGGAGAACCACAACAUCACACUGGAGUGGACGUUCACCACCAAACCUGACAACUCCACAAACUCUGUUUCCAUCAUCUGUCAACAGAUGACUAAUUAUGAAACCUCGGGCUUCUAUCAUGUGUCCAAAGGUUCUGAGGUGUCAGAGUCUCAGGAUGCAAAGUUUUCAGGACGAGUCCAGAGUGACAAAGACGCCCUCAGAGAAGGACGAAUCAGACUUCAACUGUCCAGACUCAGGACUGAUGACUCGGGUCUGUACCUGUGUGAGGUGAAAACCGAGUAUGAUUAUGGCUUUGACUACUGUCGACUCAGCAUACGUGCAGCUGCUGUUCAUUCCAAACCUCAGGGAUCAACUUUGAGUCCAUCAGCACACACCUGGAUGCAAAGGACGGUCCUCUACACUCCACUGGGACUCAAACUGGCAGCUUUACUUGGCUUUGCAGUUUUACUGGUUAAUCGCUUCUGUGCCUUAAGAUGUCAUACUCGGCUGAGAAGAUACAAAAAUUUAAUAUAAAUGUUUAACAGG
Pelmatolapia mariae (spotted tilapia) is the source of this 744-nucleotide messenger RNA. RefSeq lists its product as uncharacterized. NCBI's taxonomy places the organism in Eukaryota, Metazoa, Chordata, Actinopteri, Cichliformes, Cichlidae. Gene Ontology annotation, biological process: cell surface receptor signaling pathway; cellular response to lipopolysaccharide; immune response. Bases 37 to 732 code for a protein of 231 amino acids. Gene Ontology annotation, cellular component: external side of plasma membrane. The transcript has 4 exons. The record is from RefSeq and is a predicted model, not a curated record.